Messenger RNA from Lactuca saligna, 3196 nucleotides. NCBI's taxonomy places the organism in Eukaryota, Viridiplantae, Streptophyta, Magnoliopsida, Asterales, Asteraceae. The record is from the annotation of a GenBank genome assembly.
AUGCCAAUUGAGAACACCGCUGGCUAUAUGAUCCCUGUGUUGCCAUCAAAUGACCUCGCAUAUCCCUUUGGCAAACUAGGUUUGGAUCUAUCUGACUCUGAGCUUCGGGAAACCGCGUAUGAGAUCUUCGUCGGGGCUUGUCGGAGCUCCGGUGGAGGUAGGCCGUUGACUUAUAUGUCUCAGUCGUCUGGGAGGUCAUCUGACAAGGCGUCAUCGUUGCCGUCGCUGCAGAGGUCACUGACGUUGACGGCAGCCAGUAAGGUGAAGAAGGCGUUGGGUAUCAAGCAUAAAAAGAAAAACAACAGUUCCGAAUCGAAUGCUUCUUCGACGGAGAAUCGGCCGGCAACAAUAGGGGAGCUGAUGAGGGUUCAGAUGAGGAUCUCGGAGCAAAUUGAUUCUAGGGUUCGACGUGCAUUAUUAAGAAUCGCCGCUGGACAGCUUGGUAGGCGCAUCGAAUCAAUAGUUCUACCCAUAGAGCUUUUACAGCAAUUUAAAUCAUCCGAUUUCCCAAAUCAACGAGAAUAUGAAGUAUGGCAAAAGAGAAAAUUGAAGGUACUCGAGGCCGGACUGUUGCUCCACCCUAAACUACCUAUUGAUCGGAAAGACCCAUCGGCUCAAAAACUCCGACAGAUCAUAAGGGCGGCUCACGACCGACCAAUUGAGACCGGAAAAUACAGUGAAGCGUUUCAAACCCUUCGAACAAUCACAAUGGAGCUUGCUUCUCGGUCAUCUGACGAUUAUACCCCUGACACAUGCCAUUGGGCAGAUGGAUCCCCUUUGAAUCUUCGUCUCUACCAAAUUCUUCUUGAAGCUCUUUUUGAUGUCGAAGAGCCAACAUCCAUGAUUGAAGAGGUCGAUGAGGUGUUAGAACUCGUAAAAAAGACAUGGGGAAUCUUGGGAAUUGAUGAAAAACUCCAUAAUCUUUGUUUUUCGUGGGUUUUAUUCAACCAUUAUGUAUCCACAGGUCAAGUUGAGAACGAUUUCCUUUUCGCUGCUGAUAAUUUAUUGCUUGAAAUCAAAAAAGAUGCAAAGUCGACUUUGGAUUCUGUUUACACCAAGAUUUUGUGUUCCACAUUGAACUCAAUGUUGGAGUGGGCAGAAAGAGGGCUUUUAGGGUACCAUGAGUCGUUUUACAGGGGUAAUAUUGACUUAAUGCAAAGUAUUCUAUCACUAGCGUUAUCUGCUGCCACCAUAUUGGCAGAAGAAAAUCCCCGUGAAAAUGGUGGAAUGAAAGCCAUUGAUGUUGCAAAUGCCAAAGUUGAUAUCUACAUCAGAUCAUCCAUGCGCAAAGCUUUUAAUCAGGAAAUUGAGAAAUUGCGAGUAAGUCGAAAGUCAACAAAAAGUCAACUAAACAGUCUUCCAUCACUCUGCAUACUUGCCCAAGAUGUAACUGACCUAGCUUUUACUGAAAAGGAGAUUUACAGUCCAAUUUUACAAAAAUGGCAUCCUCUUGCAGUUGGGGUAGCAGUAGCCACCCUCCAUUCAUGUUUUGGACAAGAAAUCAAGAAAUUUGUUUCGGGAAUCAGUGAGUUGACUCCAGGUGCUAUUCAAGUACUAAUAGCAGCUGAUAAGUUGGAAAAAGAUUUAGUACAAAUGGCAGUUGAAGAUUCGGUCAACAGUGAUGAUGGUGGAAAGUCAAUAAUUCAAGAAAUGAGUCCUUAUGAAGCCGAAGGUGUGAUUGUGGAUUUGGUUAAAUCUUGGAUAAAAACUCGAGUUGAUAGACUUGAAGAAUGGGUUGAUAGAACUUUGCAACAAGAGGAGUGGGACCCACGAGCAAAUAGAGAACGGUUUGCUCCUUCUGCUGUUGAAGUUUUAAGAACUAUUGAUGAAACUUUGGAAGCUUUCUUUUUAUUACCAAUUCCUAUGCAUCCCGAUUUACUACCCGAAUUGAUGAGUGGUCUUGAUAGAUGCCUUCAAGAUUACAUUUUAAAGGCAAAAUCCGGUUCUGGAUCUCGACGUUCUUUUCUUCCAAUUUUGCCCCCAUUGACUCGAUGCAAAGGUGGGUCAAAACUCAAUGGUGUCUUCAAGAAAAAAGAUCGGUUACAAAUAGGUCAAAGGAGGAAACUUUUACCAAAUACUACAACAAAUGGUAACGAUUCUUCCCAUAGUAUCCAACAUUUAUGUGUUCGGGUCAAUACUUUUCACUACAUUAGGAAAGAUCUAGAAGUCUUGGAAAAAAGAGCAAUCGCCCAUUUAAAAAGCAACGGGAUCCGUGAGGGUAAUUUCGUCAAAAAACACUUCGAGUUAUCUUUCUCCGCAUGUGUAGAAGCAAUCCAACAAGUAUGCGAGGCAACCGCAUAUAAAGUCAUAUUUCAUGAAUUAGAUCACGUGUUCUAUAACGGAUUAUACACAACCGAAGUUUCAUCAUCUUCAAGAAUCGAACCGUUUUUACAAGAACUCGAACAAAAUCUUGAAAUCAUAGCGGAAACUGUACAAGAAAACACGAUUCGAACGCGUCUAAUCACAAACAUAAUGAGAGCUUCGUUUGAGGGGUUUUUGUUGAUUUUGCUUGCGGGAGGGCCUUCUCGUAAUUUCACACUCGAAGAUUCUUCGAUGAUACAAGAGGAUUUUAAGUUUCUUAUGGAUUUGUUUUGGUCAAAUGGGGAUGGAUUACCGAGUGAUUUAAUCGGGAAACAUUCGGUUGUAGUGAAAGGGGUUUUACCCCUUUUAGGUAUUGACACAAGUCUUCUUAUUGAGAAAUUUAAAUCUUUAGUUGUUGAUAAUGAUGGUCAUGUUUCAUCAACAAAAUCAAGACUUCCUUUGCCUCCAACAACUGAGGUGUGGGGCCCGGGUGAAGCCAACACGGUUUUGAGAGUGUUGUGUCAUCGGAAUGAUAAGGAGGCUACUGUGUUCUUGAAGAAGAAUUAUAAUUUCCCGAAAAAGCUUUGAUGGUUCUUGUGAUUAUAGCUUUGGGUUUGUACUUUGUACAUAAAUACGAAGAGAUGCCAUUUGAUGGAUAAUGUAUUUUUGGUUUGUGUUUUAUAGCGAUGUGGGAUGAAACCCAGAGAUAUUUAUUGUACAUGGGUUAUGAGAAGUUUUUGAGAUGCAUUGAAUGUUUAUGGUUUCAAAUUUUAAAUGUAUAUUUCUUCAUUGUAGUGGUUUAAAGUCGCUAUGAAUGUGUGAUCAUGGAUUGCUAAGAUAUUCUUAAAUAAUAGCAAAGAUAUGUUGAAUUUACAUAUCAUGUUCGAAAACUAGA